This is a messenger RNA of Penicillium angulare, 1509 nucleotides long. RefSeq names its product DUF3723 domain-containing protein. The transcript has 2 exons. The coding region runs from base 1 to 1509 and encodes 502 amino acids. NCBI's taxonomy places the organism in Eukaryota, Fungi, Ascomycota, Eurotiomycetes, Eurotiales, Aspergillaceae. The record is from RefSeq and is a predicted model, not a curated record.
AUGUCUCGAGCUUUUUUUACCGAAGAGGAGGUACGACUGGCCACCGAGCGGCGUGUAAAAUAUAUCGGGGCAGCCAAAGUCAGCAUUGAUCAAAUUCAAUUUGAAACGCCUUUGCCCCGGGAUCUGGAUCCCAAAAACCUGGAUCGGCUUCGAAAUAUUUUUCGUAAAAACCGGUGUCGCCGCCUAGAUCUACAUAAUCAUGUUCCUGUAGUCGUGUCACAGCAAUCUCUUACCGACGCGUUACGAAAGGCGAACGUUACAGAUCAGUCUCUUCUGACCAAUGAUGCGCAUCAUUUACCACGGCUUGCAUUUACGACGGGACAACUCCAGGGUCUUCAUGGCCGACAUCGCCUGCAGGUUGGGGCAGAGGUGCUCCCUCCGGCUGAUCGCUGGUGGACGGUAGAUCUCUACAUGGAUGGUACGUCAAGGAUAACUUUUCCUCGUUUUCUUACUAACAACAAGAAAGAUAUUGGCGAAGAAUUGAGGACUUCUCUGGUGGAGGAAUAUGCAAAUGAGAAGAAACCAACCGAUGGAGAGAUUUAUCGCAAGAUCCGACAAUACGAGGGUGAUUAUGACGAAGCAUUCAGAGAGCGAUGGCUUGUACGGCUUUCGCGCAGCAACCAGGACAAACUGAAUCAAUUGGACAAUCGCAGAAACCGCCGCAUCCGACGUGCUUUUGAUAAGCUUCUUAAAAUCCCAGGUCUUUGGCCAGGCGGGAUGAGAAUCAGUGUGCUUCAUCGGCUGAUAGCCUCGAGCUGCGUAGAAGAGAUCAUUACUUACCUAGGAUAUAUAUGGGAGUUUUGGUCUUCCCUGGUUUCCUCGGACCAUUUUUCCAUGAAGAAGAUCGACCAAGACACAGUCGAGUGCUUGCAGUUGCUGGCACCAGGUAAAUGCCGCAGUGACGCGAAAACAGCCUGUGGGUUGGUCUUAAGUGGCCAGGCAUUUUCUGGAUUCAACGACGACGAACGAAGGAUCAUUUGGUCCCGAAUGCAUAAAUUUGACGGUCUUAUUCCUUCAUUAUACACCUUUUUCGAAGAUUUCAAAUAUUUGGAAAGCUGCGCUCAUUGUAUCAAGCGUCUCUUUGGUCCAUCUAGUAGCUCGAUCAGGGAAACCAUGAGUUCGAUGUUUAUUCUCUGCCUAGAGGAGGGAUUACUGGGAUCAGAAUCGGCAGAUUGUAUCAUCCAGACUUCUGAGUCUACUUUCCGCCGCCAGCGCGCGACCGAUAUGGAACGGCUCGAGACAGCUUAUCUACAGAUGUGGCUCUACACCAUGAGGCAUUAUCCUUUGAUGCCCCCUGAUCCGAAAAAAGAUAGCGAUCUACUGGCAAAAGCAGCCCGCGGCAAGCCUGAUGAGAGGGCGAUUUACGAGAUGGCCGAACUUGCUCGCCAACUUGGGUUUCGCUCUAAAGAAAUUGAUAUGAUAAUCGACAGCUCUCCCGAUCAUCAGAUUGCACGCACCGCUCUUUUACAAGCCAGGAAGCCCAGUCGGUAUCGAUACAAUGACGAGUAA